This is a messenger RNA of Hemibagrus wyckioides, 6387 nucleotides long. RefSeq names its product integrin, alpha 2 (CD49B, alpha 2 subunit of VLA-2 receptor), tandem duplicate 2 (gene itga2.2). The transcript has 29 exons. Gene Ontology annotation, molecular function: integrin binding. The record is from RefSeq and is a predicted model, not a curated record. Lineage: Eukaryota; Metazoa; Chordata; Actinopteri; Siluriformes; Bagridae. Gene Ontology annotation, cellular component: external side of plasma membrane; integrin complex. Gene Ontology annotation, biological process: cell adhesion mediated by integrin; cell-cell adhesion; cell-matrix adhesion. The coding region runs from base 96 to 3644 and encodes 1182 amino acids.
UGAAUCCGCCCACCCUUAUUAAUUAUUCAUGAGGCUCAAUCGAGCGCCUCAAGGAGGAAAGUUGUCGCGAGUCCUGACCGAUUCACACCGUCAACAUGGGGCUGAGGGUGCGCGUGCUGCUGCCGCUGCUGCUGCUGUUACAGGGUUGGUGUAUUGAACACUCUCAGGGAUUUAACGUGGGAACGUCAGGAGCCAAAAUUUUCUCGGGCCCAAAAAUCGAUGAGUUUGGAUACACAGUGCAGCAGUUCAGCAAUCACCAAGGAAAAUGGUUAAUGGUGGGGGCUCCGUGGAGAGGCUACACUCAGAACAGGAAAGGAGAUGUGUAUAAAUGUGCGAUUGCAGGACCGACGACGACCUGCGACAAACUCAACCUACAGAAUGGCAUCGACAUAGCAAACGUGAAGAACAUCAACGUAAACAUGAGCCUGGGUCUGACUCUGAUUCGAACCACCAAAAACAGUGGAUUUAUGACAUGCGGUCCUCUCUGGGCUCAGGCUUGUGCUACUCAGUAUUUCUACCCCGGAGUGUGUGCAGAAGUGAGCCCUGUGUUCUCUCCGCUGCCGGCCUUCUCUCCUGCACUGCAAACUUGUGGUGGCCCGAUGGAUAUCGCUAUAGUUCUGGACGGAUCGAACAGUAUUUAUCCAUGGCCUCCUGUCGUGACUUUUCUCGUGAAGCUCUUACAGCACCUUGAAAUCGGACCCCAGCAAUCACAGGUCAGCGUCAUUCAGUAUGGCGUCGAUCCCACGAUGGAGUUCAAGAUGAACACGUACAAAACCAGAGAUUCAAUCGUCAAGGCGGCUUCGGAAAUCCCUCAGAGAGGCGGAACCGAGACCAACACGUUCCGAGCUAUCGAGUACACCAGAGCAAACGCUUUUCUGCCUGCAAACGGAGGACGUCCAGGCGCCAGUAAAGUGAUGGUGGUGGUAACAGACGGAGAGUCACACGAUAACUCGCGGAGAAACACGGUCAUUCCUGCAUGUGAGAAAGACGGAAUCACUCGCUUCGGCAUCGCUGUGCUCGGGUACUACAUAAGGAAUAACAUCGACAGCAAGAAGCUGAUUGAGGAAAUCAAGUCCAUAGCCAGCAGUCCUUCAGAUAAAUAUUACUUCAACGUGUCUGCUGAAGAUGCUCUGCAGGAGAUCGCAGGAACCUUGGGAGAUCGGAUCUUCAACAUCGAAGGCACAGGUACGGGAGGUCAGUUUGAGAUGGAAAUGUCGCAGGUUGGCUUCAGCGCACACCAAACCAAAAAUGAGGACGUGUUGAUGCUGGGGGCCGUCGGGGCGUAUGGAUGGACUGGAACUGUAGUGCAUAAAACUGCCCAGAAAUCAGAGAUUUUCCCCAAAGAAGCUUUUCAGCAAAUCCUUGAAGACAAAAACCACAGUUCACUGCUGGGAUAUUCGGUGACGACCCUGAAUAGCGGUUCCACCGAGUACUUUGUGGCCGGCGCGCCUCGCUCCAACCACACGGGUCAGGUGGUGGUGUACACGCUGAACAAGCAGAGACAACCCGACAUCCGACACUCUCAGAGAGGAGAUCAGAUCGGCUCGUACUUCGGAAGUGUGCUCUGCCCCCUGGACGUGGAUCGUGAUGGUUCGACUGACCUUCUGCUAGUUGGAGCUCCGAUGUACAUGAGUGAGAAGAAAAAGGAGACGGGAAAAGUCUACAUCUUCACCGUUACUGACGGGUUUUUGAGUAGCCAGGGGUUUCUGGAAGGUUCCUCUCCAUUAGAGAACGCUCGAUUCGGGAUGGCCAUCGCCGCCGCUCCUGACCUCAAUCUGGAUGGCUUCAACGACAUGGUGGUCGGAGCGCCGCUGGAGGGGAACGGCCAGGGAGCCGUUUAUAUUUACAACGGAGAUGUAUCGAAGAGCAUCAGGAAGCAGAGCUCACAGAAAAUUCUUGCCAUGAAACUGGACCCGAAGUUGCGGUAUUUCGGACGUUCGUUAGACGCCAGUGAAGAUCUGAAUGGGGACUCGCUCCCGGACGUCUCAGUGGGGAGUUACGGGAACGUGAUUCAGCUCUGGUCCAGAGGAGUGGCGGUGGUGACGGCUCGGGUCACGUUCAUGCCGGACCGGAUCAGCAUCCUGAGUAAAUCGUGUAGUCUCGUUGGACGGAUGGUGUCGUGUUUUAAAGCCAAAGUCUGUUUCAACGCAGAGUUCAGACCAUCGAGCUCAAUCGGACCUGCAGACAUAAAGUACAACAUGACGCUGGACGCUGACCUGCAGUCGUCUCGAGUCGCGUCCAGAGGUCACUUUGCGAACUCGGAGCGUGCGAUCCAGAAGGACGUCAGCGUUUCCACGUCCGAGACGUGUGAGGAACAUCAGGUGUACGUUCAGGACACUCCUGACCUCGUCAACCCCAUCGCCGUCCGAGUCGACGUCGGACUCCAGAAGCCGGACUCCGGUCCCGUCCUGGACGCCUUCAGUAACACCGCCUGGGCCUUUUUCAUCCCGUUUUCUAAAGACUGUGGUGCUGAUGAGAAGUGCUACAGUGACCUGGUGUUGAGCGUCCAGAGAGAACCACCCACUGGCUCGUUGCUGGUGAGUUAUAAGAACAGAAGACUGACGCUGACCGUGACGGUGAUGAACAGAAAGGAAAACGCCUACAACACCAGAGUGACCGCACGCUACUCCAGCAACCUGUUCUACUCCUCCGUGACGCCGCCUAGCGAUGGUACUGAGGUCCAAUGCAUGUCCAGUAAAGACACGGAAAUGGUCACGUGUCAAGUGGGAUAUCCAGCGCUCAGGACUGACCAGUCGGUAACAUUUGAGAUCAAUUUUGACUUUAAUUUGGCACAAUUGCAAAAGGAAGUCAAAGUGUUUUUCGAAGCUCAGAGUGAGAGUGUAGAGGAAUCUGCCGUGGAUAACACCCAGAUGAUGACGAUCCCCAUCCAGUACGGGACAGAGCUCAUCCUCAGCAGAGAAGCCAACGCUUAUGUUUACUUACUCGAUGAAAAGGAUGAAAUUAUAAACCCGAUAAAGACGUACAGUGACAUCGGCCCAGAGCUCGUGUUCACCCUGAAGGUCUCUGGAGCAGCUUUUCCAGUCAGUCUGGUCCACCUCAAUGUCUCACUGCCCAUCAGCACAAAAUCAGGGAAUCAGCUGCUGUAUAUAACAUCAGUCGAGGGAAUGCCGUCAGCCGACGUUCAGUGCGACAGCCAUGCGCUGAUUGACCCGUUGAACAUCAGAGAGACGGAAUACACAGCCAAAUUCACCCCAGAGAGCUUCAGAGGAACCAGUCACCUGGACUGCGACUCGGCCAGGUGUCAGGUGCUGAAGUGUGUGCUGAAAGACCUGAGCGUGAAAAGUGAUUACUAUAUCAAAGUGUCCGCAAGGAUCUGGAACGGAACCUUCGCUAAGGCUGAUUUCCAGUCAGUCAUAUUAAACGUGAACGCUCAGAUCGAGACGUCUCAGCCUGACCUUCUCGUUAUCUCCCACAAACAAGCGACGGUGGAGGUCACUGUGAGUAAACCAAAAGCUAUAGGUGACGUCCCUGUGGGUGUGAUCGUGGGCAGUGUGAUCGGAGGGCUACUCCUGCUGGCUGCUGCAGUCGCGGCGCUGUGGAAGUUCGGCUUCUUUAAGCGUAAAUAUCAGCAGCUGCAGAGGGAAGGAGGCGCUGAAGCAGAAGGACUCCAGGAGAACCCAUGACGAGCAUGAGUUCAGAACUGAUCCAAAAAAAACUGUCUGAUCUCAGAUCAGCUCCAGCCAAAGAUGUAACCCUCAGAGACACAGAGAUCACAUCAGCAGCAGUGAGGAGGAGGAGGAGGAGCUUCAUCACACACCAGCACCAGGAACCGGCUGCCUUCUGCUCCGAAUGGAAAACCGUCUCAAGCCUCAAAGGGACAACAAUCUUGCUGUUGUGGAAAAUCCUCACAUCUGCCGUUUAUCCUCAACAAUGGAGUCUCUGGAUCAGCGUAAGCCACGCGGAAACAGACUUCCUUUCCCUUUUCGGGUUUCAUCUUUAUUUAGAAAUACUGUAAAUAUCAUAGAUAAAGAAAUAUUGUUGAAAAUGAAAAAUGGCUGCACUGAGCUCCUCCCCGAAAGAACUAGUUUUAGUUCUGUUCAGUAUUUUGAUAUUAAUUUGAUCAUUUGUCCUGAAGUCCAGCGCUUUAAAUCUUCUACUACUGAAUCAUUAAUAGUCUAAAUGCUUUUUUGCGAGCUCACGUGCAGCCAGAAAGCGUGGACAACACGUGGAAAGUAACGUCACAUGCAAGUCGAGUGCAAACGUUUUCAUCUCCUUUAAUCGAGACGUGUAUGUUUAUCUUAGUAAAUGCCGUGUGUAAAUGUUUUUCAUCAAACUGAACUGUUAACAUGUAGCCACGCCCACACAACUCCAUAAAAGGUCAAGAGCACUAAUACCGAGUGCAAUCACGUUACCAAGUGCAAGAACAUUUAGCCACGCCCACACAACUCCAUAAAAGGUUGCUUCCAGGAACAUUUUUUUUUAAUAAGGUGCCUUUACUUUUAUUUUAUUCUUUAUUGAACAUUUAGUGAAAUUCGUCUUCUACUCGUCUACUCGAUUGUUUUCCUUCAAUUCAUUAAUACAGAGCGACAGAAUUUGACAAAAUGUUCGUAAAAAAAAAAAAAGAUACACACAUUCCCAAGCGGAAGAUUCGGGACGGUUUUCCGAACAAAGUGGGCUUUCAGGAACACCGCCUUUCUGGUGUAAAUGAUCCUGUGAAGGAUUUUCAGAUAGAUUUAUCCAUACCCAAGGUGAUAAAGGAGUUUCAGAGAGGUACAAUUUAUUUAUUUAGAAAGAAAGAAAGAAAGAAAGAAAGAAAGAAAGAAAGAAAGAAAGAAAGAAAGAAAGAAAGAAAGAAAUAGCAUCAUGUCCCUUUCUAAUGUGAUGUAAGAAAAUAUUACUUGACCCUUGAAAUGUAAUAUCCUUUCAACUGCCUUUUGGAACAAACCUCACUCCUACACACACACACACACACACACACACACACACACCCCAACUUGAUCAGUUUUACAGCUGUAUAAAGGUACAUUAUUCUUUUUUUCCCUACAUAAAACCCAUGCGGUGAUGAAAACCUCUGACCUCGACUUCACGUCCAGCAUUAAAUACAACAUGGGAUUUAAAACUGAGAAUAAAGGUCAUUGUCUGACACUCUGACACGAGAAACUACCAGUAAACAUGGUCAAACUGUUAACCAUUCCGAACGGAGUGUGAGAGUGUGUGUGUGUGUGUGUGUGUGUGUGUGUGUGUGUGUGUGUGUGUGUGUGAAUAGACAGAUCUAUAAAUACACAUGUAAACGCGAUGCUGUGAGAGUUGCAGUAAUGAAUGCGGCGGCGCUUUGACCCUGUUUCCUGUCGGUGUAUCGUGUCCUCCGCUUCGUACGCAGUGCACGAGGGUACAGAGAAAACGUCACGUUUCACACGGAAAUCCUUCAUCAGCUGUGAAAUAGGAAUCUCAAACAAAUAAAUGAUAUGCUUUUGAUAUGUUUAUAUUCCUAAAAGCUGCUUUGUGACUAUCGCAAUUUUUUAAUUCAGAUCAAAUGAAACUGAACUGAAUCGAUUCAUGCUGUAUCUCUAUAUAUAUUUAUAUAACCUGUGUUAAUACUGAAUGAACACAAUCUACACCCGGGGAUUCUGUAAGAGCUUGUCAGUGCUGCGUGGGAGAAAAUAUUACACAGGUUUAGCUCACAGAGGCUUCACUGUGGACUGAUGAUUGAGAGAAAUGAGUCACGAUGGUGUGAUCUUACUCAGUCAUUUAAAAAUAAGAGCUAGUGAAAUGAUUUAGUGAUGUAAAGUCACAAUUUAGUGAUCGUUCACUUAGCAACUGUGACGUGAUGUUGAAUUAGCACACGUGAGGGGGAAAUAAAUCGUGAAAAUGAAUUCGGAGAUUUAAAAUGACGUGUUAUUUUAAAAUGAGCGAUUAUUAACCUGUACAAACAACAAUAAACAAGAUUUUUAAAAAGUCGCCAGUUUUUUAGCACGAUUAAAAUUAAAACAAGUCAAAAUAAGAGAUAUUAACUCGAAAUUACAAAAUUAAAGUCACAACUGAGUGAAAUUAACUCUGAAUUAUAUUAAAAUAAUGAGCAGGUGUGAAAAAAUCAAUCCUAAUUAUUCGUUUUUAUUAAAUCAGAUUAUUUUCAAAAGGCAUAAUUACCAGUGUAAUAUUUUCUACUAAGUGAUAAACACAAGCUUCCAUUAAUAUAACCUCUUUUUUUUGUUAAACACUUAAUUCGUCUCGUUCUCUCUCUCUGCCCCCAUCUCCCUCCCUCUCUCUCUCUCUGCCCCCAUCUCCCUCCCUCUCUCUCUCUCUGCCCCCAUCUCCCUCCCUCUCUCUCUCUGCCCCCAUCUCCCUCCCUCUCUCUCUCUGCCCCCAUCUCCCUCCCUCUCUCUCUCUCUCUGCCCCCAUCUCCCCCCCUCCCUCUCUCUCUCUGCC